AUGCUAUUUUCUCUUCUAAUACCGACCGCACUUGGGGUGAUCGUCUGCACUGACCAAUGUCCAAAUGAGAUGUAUUGUCUAAGUGGAAGAUGCGUGGCCAAGUGCACGACGACGGCAGACUGCGAGAAGAGCUGGGGAAGGCCUGCCGAUGCGUUUAUCUGUUCAACCUACUGCUACUCCAAGUGUCUCUUUGACAUUGAUUGUGAUAUGAGCAAUGGCGAGACAUGCAUGGGAAACGUAUGUAGGAUAGAGUGUUCGGAGGACUCGGACUGUCAGUGGUCUCAAGUGCAGACCCUUAAGCAAUGCAACCUAACAACUAAGAAGUGCUUCUGGCCCUGCAAAGGAACGCCAAAUCCGGGGGAACUGUGUGCGCCAGAUGGCCUGUAUCGGAAGACGUGCUCCGACUGCCAGCAACCAAUGAUGUGCAUUAGCAACUACUGUUUCGAGGUCUGCGCAAGCUCUGAGGUAUGUAAGGAGGCUGACUCUGGCUCAAGCGGAUUGAAGGUCCAGCUUAAGUGCAUGAACGGGAGCUGCCAGCAAUAUUGCAUGGACGAUUCCAAUUGUGAGGGCAGACAGCUCUGCUCCACUAUUGGAACGUGUGCCUAUUUGUGCAACGAUGUAUCUUGCGCGUCAGUCGACAGGUGCGCGCCAGAUGGGGGUUGUAGGGACCUUCCAGACAAAGCUACUGGCGCAUGCUCAAAGCAGAAUCAAGUCGCAAUUGAUGGAUUUUGCUACGAUAGAGUUGAGAGCUCUACAUUGCGCACCAAUCCAUGUCCUUCUGGCCAACAGAACUUCAACGGUGUUUGCAAGUAUAAAUGCACCAACAACGAUGACUGUGAUGCAGGAUACUUGUGCCAGGAAAUAACUGGGGUCUGCACGCAAAGUCAGCUGUCCGUGAACAGACAAAGAUCAGAGAACUGUUGGCAUCUAGGGACUCAGCUAUACAUAGAGUACCAAAGUGGACAGGCCUGUCUAACCCUCUCACCUACAGGCAACACUCUCUGCUCGAUCGGUUUACCCUCCUCCCUCCUUCUAGAGCUAAAUGUCAGUACGUACAAGAAAACCAUAAGGUCUAUAAUUUUCAACUACAACUAUACCAACACUACUACGAUCUGCAUCACGUGCCCUGCAGAUGAUAUGAUUAAUUGCAAGAAAGCACUGCGCACAGGAGAGGCCGCUACCGUUGCCUUGACGACGCCAACCUUCUCAGCCAUAGCAACUGUCAGCAUCAUGAAGACCGUAACUGUGGAUUAUUCUAAGUGUUUUAUGGAGUCUGGAUCAACGCUUCAGAUCAUCAAUCCUCAAUUCAAACUAAAUGCGGAAGAGCAAGGCACUGUGUGUGCUGUUUGUGCCUCUCUGCAAUCGACAGGAACUUGCCCAUUUCUCUCUAAUUAUCCCGUACAUACUAUCUCCCUCACACUGAUAUCUAACUACAAGAGCGAGGUCCUGCCUCUGGAUACCUCCUUCUUUAACCCUGAUGCAGGCCUAUACUGUUAUGUAUUAGGAGACGCAGAGAAUGUAACAGCCAUGGCGGCCAUCCAGAGUUACCUCUUGGAUCCCUGGACCCACGGAAAUUUCACUAUAACGUCUAUUAUGGACGAAAUUGAAGUCACGAUUAACGUUGAUCUCAAUUUCAUGUCCACACCCUUUAUGCACUCGUGCUACUCACACGUUCUUGCCUACGUCAAUCCUGACAUGGUGUUCGUGGACUUAACCCCCAAUGCAACUGCAAUUGCAGAAGGGAAGUGUGACUCUCCUGCUGGUACAAACUAUGUCAAUGUCAUGAUGCUGCUUCUCAACGUAGUAACAAAUGAGCGGCUUCUACUUGAGUAUAAUAUAUCACGCUUUUCAGUAUCUUCUAAUACCAGGUUAUUUUUCUACCCUAACGGAUCGUAUUACAAUCUCAACGGUGUUAUAUAUCCAGAUGUGUCCCAAACAAGCACCAUCAAGGAGAAGACUUUGCAGAUGCAAGCUCUCAGGCGAUUCUAUACCGCACUGAGCAUCAAUUCUAGCGUUCUUCGUGGUAGUCUGCUCCUCAACUUUUGGCGAACAGGGGAGACAGCUCAAAGUGGAGUGGCCAAAUACUUUCUGGACAAUAUAGAGGCUUCCUGCUUCAACUACACUGUGGCCUCGGUGGCAGGUAGCGAAAUCUGCAUAACGUUGACCAGCACAGUUUCACCGACCUGCAGUAUACGUUACUUGCCUUCAUCUGAGGAUAUACUAAAGGAUGAUACUUUCUCGUAUGAUAUCUACGCAAAGAAUAUGACCGUUGAGGUAUUCGAUGCUAAGAAUCUAUCUGUAAGAACAGGCAUGCUUUCUAAAAUCGGUAACUUCUCCCUAAACACCACAGAGUACUGCUUUUCGUGCUCGAAUUACAUAUUAGGAAGCUCAUCAGACCCCGAUAUCGACGCAACUCUGUCUGCUACCGCUCUGUGUGAGAAAAUGUUAGGCGCUAUAUGGAAGAAUCGGUCCCAGCAGAUCAUAGGGUUUCGAGUUCAGCCUCUCAAUGGAACAGACGUGUCAUACAAUGGAACAGGAACACGUGACCAGACAGAUCCGUCCUAUCGUUCUGCAUUUGUGACCAUGACGAGCAUCCAAUCCACAAAUUACUCAAUUGUCUACGUGAUCACUUUUACACUAGGGGGCUGCUUGGUGCUAGUCAACAUAGCCCUGGGCGCAAUAAUGCUGCGUAAGGUGAGGGCUGAAAUGAUCGUCUUUGCAAAGCUUCGUCGCAAGCAGCUUCGUCGAGCUGCAAAAGAGCAGGAAAGAAGACAGCAGCGGAUGAGCACGUAG
Giardia duodenalis is the source of this 2793-nucleotide messenger RNA. RefSeq lists its product as uncharacterized. Lineage: Eukaryota; Fornicata; Diplomonadida; Hexamitidae. Bases 1 to 2793 code for a protein of 930 amino acids. The transcript has a single exon. The record is from RefSeq and is a predicted model, not a curated record.